Plasmodium cynomolgi strain B is the source of this 2187-nucleotide messenger RNA. RefSeq lists its product as hypothetical. The coding region runs from base 1 to 2187 and encodes 728 amino acids. The record is from RefSeq and is a predicted model, not a curated record. NCBI's taxonomy places the organism in Eukaryota, Apicomplexa, Aconoidasida, Haemosporida, Plasmodiidae. The transcript is spliced from 3 exons.
AUGGAGGAAGAAAAAGUCCAUGCCUCGUGCGAAGUGCUGUACAAUAACGGGAAGGGGGAGCUGUACGUUACAAACAGAUACCUGGUGUAUAUCUCUGAGCAUACGAAAAAGGAAAAGACCCAAAGCAACUCCCUUUUCCUUAUUGAUGAUAUUGAUUUAAAGCUAUGUAUAUUCAGUUGGAAGAAAACGGAAAAGUCCAAAAAAAAAAGUAAAACCCGAUUCACAUUUGCCAUAACGAACAAGAAAAAUAAUUUCUGUUUUCAUGACUAUAACCACACGGAGUCCUUCAUUUUUGAGUUCUUCUAUGAUCGAGACAAUAGCAAUAUAUGUCAGAUUAUCAACACGCUCAAUAAGGACAACAUAAAGAAUCACAUCUACAUAGAGUUUAACUUGCACUUAAUUAGAGACCAAUACAAAGUAUAUGAGGAGUCCUUUGGGGCACUCACAAAAUCUGAAUCCAAAGGAAUCGCAGAAGAUCAAAAAGGGGAUCAACCUAUCGAUCAUGUUAGUAUAGAACAUAUUCCCACAAAUCAAAGUGCCCCCUCCCAUUUUGUAAAAAAUGCAAACGAUGAACCUUUCGGGGAGGACAAAGACAUAGCAACUAAAGGGGACUCUGUCAUAAGGACACGCGAUCAUAGGAGUGACAAAAAUGGGGAGAGUAGCCAAAGUGAGGACAAUGACCAUAACGAGCGAAGCGGUCUAUCAGAAGAUAACGCAAAGGAAAAUGAGUCACUAAUCAGCCUGCACAAAAUGUUCGAGACAGACGCACAACUGAAGAGCCUGUACCAAAUGUGUAUCCAAAACAACAUACUAACAGAAAAAGAAUUUUACAAAAUCCACAAAAGCGACAUAUAUGAGUAUAGAAAUAUCAGCUCCAGUGCAGAGGAGGGAAUUCUCAAGGAACCCUUAUUCAUAACGGAGGAACAAAAAAUGGCCAAAAGCGUCGAAAUCAACAAACAAAUAAGUAGAGUGAUUCUAUCAGAGAACAAAGAGUUGAAGAAGCUGUACGAUUAUUACAUGGCCAAUAAUAUCCUGAGUGAAAGCAAAUUUUGGUUCUUCCUUUUUAACAACAAAUAUAGCCACUUAUUCUUUUACGAUAAAAAUGAAAAGGACAUAAUGGGGAAUAAAAAUUUCUUCUCCAUUAAGGGUGACCAACAGAAUAGAGCAGCAGGGGUUGGUACGGAUACAGCUGGGGAUAGGACAGAUGACCGGAGGGAUGUAACCCGUACCACGGAUGAUGAUGAUGAUGAUGAUGAUGGGGAGGAGGAAGAUAACACAUAUUACAGAAAUCUGUCCUUAUCAUACGACAUGGAUAAUCCAAAUCAAGACAUAAAAGGGACAUUGGAAAAAUGCAUUUUAAAGGAAUACUUGUCUACCAAAUCGUACAAAAAAAAAAACAUCCUUUUUAACAACAACUACUAUUUUAAUGAAGAAAGUGCGCAGGGGUUUGGACUAUUCACAAAUGAGAGAUAUUCCAAAGGGAGCAACUCUCACAAUCUCCUAAUUAACAAAUUUAAUAAUUACUGCAUUGGGAUGAUAAAGGACAGAAAAUUUACCUUCGAUACUUUUUAUGAAGAUUUGAAAAACAGAAUUGAGGACACAGAUUUGAAUCCCAUGAAGGAAAAAAAAGAGUUGCAAUUUCAAAUCGAAAAAAAAAAAACAAACCCCUGUGAUAGUGAGGCAGAUAAUGAAGAGUCGGCUCAGCUUGCGGAUCGCCUAAAUCAAAAAUUUGCUACUCUCCUGGACCAGCUCAACACUUUUAAGCAGCACACCGGCAGGAAGAACUACUCCGACUUGUACAACAUAGGUGGGUUUCCUGGGAGCGGCUCGAGGAGACUCCUGUUUGUCUCCAACACGAAGAAGUGCCAGAGCAACCAGUCCAUGCUGAUAGGCACGAUCGAGUACGAGCAGCACAUCCUCGACAUUGUGAAGGACUACCACGUGAAAGUGAACUAUUUGCUGAACUUGUUCUACACGUCGUGCAUUCCGGAGCAGGCGAAGCGGAACAAGAUCCUGCAAAAUUUGUCCAAAAUUAAAGAGGAGAUACAAGCCAAGCAGGAGGAGUACAACAGUGUGCUUAUCAUGGGCAAGCCGCUGCUAAUUCACCUCUUUGAACAAAUAAGCAUAUGCAAGAAGUUUAACGAAAAGCUGGAUAGGUACAUCCAGGAAAAGAGGAAGAAGGCAUGA